AUGCUUAUCUGUCAUCUUUUGCGACUUUUAACUUGUUUCAGAGUUCGUGCUGUUUGGGACGCCUUCAUCAGUCUGACAGAAAGGAAGCAGAUUGAAAUCCUCGGCUCUCUGCCUUACCAGAGGUCCGACUGUUUAUUCGAUAGUGAGGAGGAAGAGGAGCUCGAGUCGAUUGACGGCUCGCGACCUCGACAGUUUGAUAAAAACGCCCACAAUGCUGCUGCUGCUUCGGGUCGUCAAAGAAGCCGCCGACAGAAGGGUCGGCCGCGUCAGCAGCACCGUAGGAAACCGCUCGUUCGCCUGGAAGACUCACUGCCUGACGCAGAGCCCUUUGGUAUGUACCUCCUACCUUCUGCUAGUUUCUUUCCAUUCCAUGCUACCUUGUAA
Dibothriocephalus latus is the source of this 384-nucleotide messenger RNA. NCBI's taxonomy places the organism in Eukaryota, Metazoa, Platyhelminthes, Cestoda, Diphyllobothriidea, Diphyllobothriidae. The record is from the annotation of a GenBank genome assembly.